UACAAUGCGUGCUAAACUGAAUAGGGCUAGACCUCAUUUGUUAUGUUUCAGACUGCACGUGUUCCACUUCUGUGCGCAAGACGUUUCCAAUUUCCAUACUUACUAUACCCAUGCUAUACCUGUAUAUAUCUGUAUAUAUAUGUACUGUAGCCUAGGGCCUCAGCCACUAGUCAGGUUUUGUGCUACGCCUACACGUAGUCCCAGAAAAAUGACAACGAAUUGAUGGACGCGAAUGAUGUUUUGCCGAGCUGAACAUGCUGAUCAAUAAACAUGGAUUGAUGUUGCUUUUAUAUGGAGUCUGAGAUUGUUUUAGUUAUGGCCAGUAAUGCCGAGACAGAUGAGCUGCCAGCUAAAUGUGCCAAGCGGAAGCACGAAGAAGAAGACAGUUUUUACUUCAGAUCCUAUGCAGGUGUUUCUAUUCAUGAAGAGAUGAUUCGGGAUGAAGUGAGGACAAACUCGUACAGACUGGCUAUCCUUCGCAGCUGUGAGCAGUUAGCGGGCAAAAUUGUGGCUGACAUUGGGGCAGGAACUGGAAUUUUGAGCUGUUUUUGUGUACAAGCUGGGGCUAAGAAGGUGUAUGCAAUUGAGGCCAGUGCGAUAGCCCACCAGGCCAGGAAUGUUGUCAAGUCCAAUGGGUUGGAGAGGCAAAUUGUGGUCAUCCAGGGCAAAGUGGAGGAGGUGGAAGUCCCCGAGAAGGUGGACGUUAUCGUUAGUGAGUGGAUGGGUCACUUCCUAUUAUAUGAAUCCAUGCUGAACUCUGUCAUCUAUGCCAGAGACAAAUGGCUGAAACAGGAUGGAAUCAUUCUACCCUCAAGAGCGUCUCUAUACAUGGCACCAAUUACUAACGAAGACAUAUAUAAGGAAAGAAUCGACUUCUGGUCCGAGGUGAAGAGAAAAUACAGGCUGAAUAUGGAUUGCAUGAUCCCAUACGCAAAGGAAUGCAUAUUUGGUUCUGUCCAGAUUGAAGACGUGAUCGGUUCAGACUUGAUUGCCGAUGAAACUGAGAUUGCUGACAGAAUCAGCAAGGUAACAGCACACGAACUGCAGUCAGUUAAGGGUUCCUUUAACUUCAAGUGUUUCGGUAUUGCAAAGUUUUGCGGAUUUGCCACCUGGUUUACUGUGGCCUUUGACAUUAAGGACAAGGAUCCGGUCAUAAUAUCCACAUCACCCUACAAACACCCAACCCACUGGAAGCAGAGUGUGCUUUACCUACCAGAGCCAGUUAGCGUAGUGCAAGACGCCGUGGUCAAGGGGCACAUAACUCUUUCGCCUGGUAGGACAAAUUCUCGAUAUCUGGACGUAGCAUUGGAGUAUGCCGCAGAGGAAAUGUCUCCGAUCAAAAGGCACUACACAAUGUCAGAUGAAUACUCGGGCUGAGUUCAGUGACACAAAGAAAUUACUCUCGUGUUCAUCAACAGUUCUCAUUUUGUCAUACAGUGUAUCAGGGAUUUGGGCCUCUACCUUUUGUAUACUCCUCCCCUGUCCUCUCAUCGGUUUCUGCUUUAGGAGGCCCCCCGGUCGUUCAAAACAGAUUGGUUCAGCUUGAAAAUGCCUUGCUGGACCGUCAAUGUGUUCCUUGUUUAAUAUCUUGAGAACAUAUCUGGUAAAUAUAAUAUGUGCGGUGUCCUUACUGGUAACUUUAAUGAUUGGGUGUUUAGAUGUUAGAGUACUAGACAUUAAAGUCAGAAAGGAAUUACA
Acanthaster planci (crown-of-thorns starfish) is the source of this 1698-nucleotide messenger RNA. RefSeq names its product protein arginine methyltransferase 6 (gene prmt6). Gene Ontology annotation, biological process: peptidyl-arginine methylation, to asymmetrical-dimethyl arginine; chromatin remodeling. Lineage: Eukaryota; Metazoa; Echinodermata; Asteroidea; Valvatida; Acanthasteridae. Gene Ontology annotation, molecular function: protein-arginine N-methyltransferase activity; histone methyltransferase activity. The record is from RefSeq and is a predicted model, not a curated record.